Molecule: messenger RNA, 1951 nt
Organism: Rhineura floridana
Lineage: Eukaryota; Metazoa; Chordata; Lepidosauria; Squamata; Rhineuridae
Gene: CRYM
Product: crystallin mu
Exons: 8
Coding region: 267-1244 (325 amino acids)
Biological process (GO): thyroid hormone metabolic process
Cellular component (GO): cytoplasm
Molecular function (GO): thyroid hormone binding
Source: RefSeq, a predicted model, not a curated record
UGACCUUGAUAACCCUUCCAUGCGCGCGGCAAUCGCAAGCCAAACCCCCAACUGCAUUCAGGAGAGCCUCUGCUCCGAGUGUCCGCCGGGCAGGCGCCUCUGCUGAUCGGUCGGCCGCUAGAUGGGGCUCUGCGCUGCAGCCUCUUUGGCUGAUUAGGGCGGCCCUUGGCGCGCCGCCAUUACGGGGCGGGGUGGCUGAGGCUGGGGGGAGGUGGCUGCUGGAGACCGGCGAGUGUCUUGUGCCGUACGGGGCACCGAGCGCUACCAUGAGCCGCGCUGCGGUGCCUCCUCCCGUGUUCCUGGGGGCCGAGGCAGUGGAGAAAUGUUUGCCCCGCGCCAGCCUGCUCGUCCCGCAGUUGGAAGCCGCCUUGGCCAGCUUCUCCAGCGGGCCCGAGGGAGGCGUCGUGCAACCGGUGCGCGCCGUGGUGCCGAUCCACAAGUACAGCGGCUUUUUAGGAGUCAUGCCUGCCUACAGUGCAAAAGAUGACACUCUGGCAACCAAGCUGGUGACCUUUUACGAGCACCCAAAGGAUCCUGCGGUUCCUUCACAUCAGGCAACAGUGCUGUUGUUUGAUCCAAGCAAUGGCACUCUCAAAGCCGUCAUGGAUGGCAGCAUCAUUACAGCCAAGCGAACGGCUGCCAUUUCUGCGAUAGCCACCAAGUUCUUAAUGCCAGCAGAUUCUGAAGUGCUCUGCAUCCUAGGAGCUGGGGUUCAAGCCUACAGCCACUAUGAGAUUUUCACAGAGCUGUUCUCGUUUAAGGAGGUGAGGAUCUGGAAUCGCACCAAGGAGAAUGCGGAGAAGUUUGCUUGCUCGGUGAAGGGGCCGGUUCAAGUUUGCCCUUCCGCUCAGGAGGCUGCUACUGGGGCGGACGUGAUCAUAACCGUCACUAUGGCGACAGAGCCGAUUUUACAUGGCGAAUGGGUGAAACCUGGGGCCCAUAUAAAUGCCGUUGGAGCAUGUAGGCCUGACUGGCGAGAGCUGGAUGAUGAUGUGAUGAAGAACUCUGGGUUGUACGUAGAUUCGAGAGAAGCUGCUCUCCGUGAAUCAGGAGAUGUCAUUUUAUCAGGGGCGAAGAUUUUUGCAGAGCUGGGUGAGGUGGUGUUGGGAACUAAACCAGCUCUGUGUGAGAAAACCACUGUGUUCAAAUCGCUGGGAAUGGCAAUUGAAGACAUAGUCACAGCAAAAAUGGUUUUUGAUUCCUGGUCAGCUGGCAGCUACAAUGAAGAUCUGCAAAUAACCUAAGCGACAACACAAUACAGAAAAUAAAGUAGCAUUUAGUGUUGUAUUUUUCCCCACAAUUUAUCUUCUAGCAAAAAAAUAUUUUUUAAAAAGAUGAUAACAUGCAAUCUUAUACCCACUUUACCUGGGAAUAAUCCCCAUUCAACUCAGUGGUUUAGUUCUGAGUCACUGCGCAUACAAUUGCACUGUAACUCUUAUUUUUUUAUAUAUAUUUUUCUUGAGGACAAAAGAAUUAAGAUAGAAUAGGAUAAAUCUAAUUUGUGUAACAUGCAUAACCAAUCUUUUUUCUGUGUACUUUAGUUGUGAUUCAUACUCUAUAAUCCUGUCUUGUACUCACUAUAGUGUAAGUGCAGAUUUUUGUAUCUUUAGAAGGUUACAUCAUUUUUUGAUACAAAGCAUUAGGUUGAUGACCACUGUUUAAAUAUUGAUUUAUUAUAAUUAAUAAUAAUAGGCUCCAGAAUUUAAAAGCCAAAUUUUCAAGUCCCAUUUGGUGCCUUCAUUUCAGAUCUAAAGGAUGUGAAAUGAUUCUGAAGGCUCCCCGGUGAUUAAGCUUGCCACAGAUGUAAAAUAAUAAACAUAUAGAAUUUGCAAUUCUUUCUUACCCCCUGUGCUGUCAAAUGGAUCAAGGAGGGUUGCCAAAAAUUGUAACCUUGAUAUGGAUCAAAUCCUUUAAGUGCUAUUUUUUGAAAUAAAAUAACAGAACUUCUCAA